CACGCUGACUUUGAGUCAUACCCAAACCACCCGCCGCAGCAGAGUCCCGAAGCGGAAUUAUUAAGUUUUCUGAAACGAAAGUGAAUUUUUGUCCGACCAGCACAAGGAGAAAAUUUUCUUGGACCAGCUGAGACAAACGGUGACAGUAUAGUGACAGUGCGUGCGGCUCCAUCCUUGAGAAAGAAGUUUGCGGCGUCCAGCAUCACGAUUUGUGUCGAUUUAUGGGCGCGAUUUGAAAAGCGAAUUACCGGAGGAAGACGAAAGUGAAAAUGAAAUUAGGAUUUUGUUUCGGCAUCGCAUUCCUUGCGGCCCUCGCCCAAUCCGUAUCGGCACAAUCGCCCGGCUGUGAUUACUACCAACAAAUUGAUUCUGGUCAAACUUACACCAUUUACUCGCCAAACUACGGCAACCUGUACCCGGCGAACACCGACUGCCGCUGGAAGCUGACGACGACACCUGGGUCCAGGAUAGCGCUGACCUGUUCGGACGUUUACAUACCACAGAGCACAUCCUGCUACUACGAUAAGCUGGUGAUUUCGACCGGUGGGAAAAUGGAUCUUUCCGAUGCCAAAGCAUACUGCGGCACCGGUACGGUUGCGGCCGAGUCGACGGGCAGCUCGAUGGUCAUGGCACUGCAGGCCCCAUCGAUGACCUACGGGGGACGGGUACGCUGUACCGCCACCAAGAUCAACUGCCAGUGCGGGAUGAGGCGGAAGAAAAAGAUAGUCGGAGGUACUGAAACGCUUGUUAACGAGUUUCCGAUGAUGGCCGGGGUGGUGGAUGUUGCGAGUGGAGCUGGCAUUUUCUGCGGGGGCACCAUUAUAACAAAUUACCACGUUGUAACCGCCGCUCACUGCCCAAUCGGCCACAGCAUAUCCAACCUGGCCAUUCUCGUCGGUGAUCACAACAUUUCGACCGGAGUGGAUUCCAGCUACGCAGCCUUGCACCGUGUAGCCUCGAUGAAGAUUCACGAAUCCUACAGCACAACCACCAACCUGAACGAUAUCGCCGUAAUGAGGACCGCCACGGAGAUAAUCUUCUCCAGCGGCGUCGGUCCGGUAUGUCUCCCAUUCAAAUACCUCGGAGCAUCCUUCGUGGGGAUUGAGCUGGAGGCUACCGGGUGGGGUUCCACAGAUUUCGGUGACCCUAAAUCGAACGUUCUGCUCAAAGUGGGACUACCGGUGAUCGACCCCGGUCAGUGUUCCAAGACGUACUCCAAUUUUGCAGCGACGCAGAUUUGUACCUUUGCCGCGGGGAAAGACACGUGCCAGAGCGACUCCGGCGGGCCGCUGUUCUACACGGACUACUAUAAUGGACUCGUUUAUCUGGUCGGUAUCGUUAGCUAUGGGAUGGCCUGCGCUACAAAUGACCCGAGCGUAAGUACCAGGGUCACAGAGUAUCUCAACUGGAUAAUGCAAAACACCGCUGAAUGGAAUUAUUGUUAUCAAUAAAGCUAACCGGGAA
Messenger RNA from Aedes albopictus (Asian tiger mosquito), 1464 nucleotides. RefSeq names its product venom serine protease-like. The record is from RefSeq and is a predicted model, not a curated record. Gene Ontology annotation, biological process: proteolysis. The transcript has 5 exons. Bases 270 to 1451 code for a protein of 393 amino acids. Lineage: Eukaryota; Metazoa; Arthropoda; Insecta; Diptera; Culicidae. Gene Ontology annotation, molecular function: serine-type endopeptidase activity.